Messenger RNA from Moneuplotes crassus, 2295 nucleotides. The record is from the annotation of a GenBank genome assembly. NCBI's taxonomy places the organism in Eukaryota, Ciliophora, Spirotrichea, Euplotida, Euplotidae.
AUGAAACAGCCAGGCUCUAAAAAGAAAUCGAGUAGCUCCUCUAGGUCAAAGAAUUACUACCCCAACAGCACUGGUCUCAAGAGACCAGCCAACUCUGGAAUUAACCCGGCAAUGGCCUUGCUCAAGCACGAUAAUAUUGAACUCGGAAAUAAUUAAUAUGUUCCAAGGCGGAAAAUUCCUGAGAGGCAGGAAGUAUUCCUUCCCUAUCAACCAGAAGGAAAAGAGAAAAUCCAGUGAUAACUCAAAGCUAAAUGCUUACGGCCAGAUCAAGAAAUUAAAUAAUAAGAAUAGUAAAAAUCUGAUGAUGCUCAAUGUUAGCGGAGACCUUUUAGCCCAUGGUUAUGAAGACUCCUCUGGGUAUUCACACACUAAAAAUCGCAUGAGCAUCUCUAAACCUAGUGCUAGUGGGUCCAGACAGAAUCCUAUUAAGUAUUCAACAGGGAGUAAGAAGAAAAAGAGCAGCAGUGCUCAGUCCUCUCCUCAAAGGAAUGGGCUAAAGUCUACCAAGAAUCAGGGAUAUGUUAAUGGCAUCAACAUUGGUUUAAAUUCUGGCCCAAUUAACGAAUCCAGGCCGUAUUCAGCCAAGAAUUCCUCGUACAACCGCACUAAAUCAUAUGGCUCCAAAGGCAAAUAAAAGUGGAAUGAAGAGGAGCAAUUCUAAGAAAAGUCCUACAAAUGCUAGUAAAGACUUCUCAAAUGCUUUUGGACACAAGUUUUCACAUCCUGGUGGGAUCGGACUCUAUGGGCCAGGAAAAAUAAAGAUAAAUAAAGAAAAGCCAAGUGUAUCAUCCAGAGGUUCAGCCAGGUGGAACAAGUCUCCUAACAACCCUAAUGGGUCAAAAAUAAUGAAACAAAAGGGGGAAAAGAAGGAACGAGUCAGUUCUAAUAAAAACAGGAGACAACAUGAUACAUCGUUUGGAGGUCUGAAAAAGACAUCAAUUAAUAAUUAUAUGAAUAAUUCAAAGAACCUUGACUCUUCUCAAAAUCCAACAAAAAGUCAGAAGCUACCAUCAAGAGAAAAGAAGAGGAAAGGAAGAGAUCAUUCAUCAAAAUUAGCACAAGGAAAAUCUAACACUGGAACGAAUCUUAAGGAGAGAUUACAAGAGAAUGGAGCUAUGGUGGAUGAAAACCUUGUAAAGCCUCAUGGAUUCACUUUCAAGACCAGAAAAUUAUCUGCUGACCAUUCCAAAUAAUGACAAGAAUACUCUUCAAGGCCUCAAACAUUCAAACCGCUCCAGAAAAGCUCACUCAGGAAGGCCAUCCCACAGAGUUUCCAGAGCCGAGUCCAGAGACACCAGCAGUCGCAGUCACAAAGAAGAUGCUAAAGCUCCUGCUGACAACGACAAGCCAGCCAACAACCAGGCUCCGACCGAGACCAACAAAGAUGAAGCCUCCAAAGAAGACACCAACAUUGUGACCAAGUUUGCAUUUGCAACGAGGGUCGGGUACAUUCCGAACAACCCGUACAAAGUGAACCAGGACGCCUACAUUCUGUCACCAAAUAUUUGCAAACUGCCUGCCUUCCACUACUUCGGAGUCUGAGAUGGACAUGGACAGAAUGGCAAAGAAGUCUCUGGGUAUGUCAAGCAGCGGCUUCCAGUGCUGCUUGAGAACAACGUCAAAGCCACCGGAGACGACAAGAAGUCGCUUGCUGACGCCUUCGUCACUGUCAACACCGAGCUGGACUUUGUACCCUUCGAUUGACAAUUUUCAGGGACCACUUGCUGAACGAUCCUGUUCAAAGGAAACAGACUUAUCAGCGCCAAUGCAGGCGACUCCAGAGCCAUCGUCGUGCGAAACUCUCCAACACAGUCUGCUAAAGGUGUCACCAGCAUCCAGGUCGAGCAGCUGACUAGAGACCACAAGCCUGACGAGCAGGACGAGUACUCACGCAUCAUCGACAAAGGAGGCCGAAUCGAAGCGUUCAAAGACAUGAAUGGAGACCCCAUGGGGCCAGUGCGAGUCUGGAUCCAGCACGAAGACGUUCCAGGACUGGCAAUGUCGCGGUCACUUGGAGACAAAGUGGCUCAGUCGGUUGGAGUAGUCCCUGACCCAGAAAUCUUGGACUACACGCUGACGCCACACGAUCAGUUCAUUCUGAUUGCUUCGGAUGGAGUCUGGGAGUUCAUGUCCAAUGUCGACGUUGCAAGGCUGGUGUACCCAUAUGUUGAGAAGAACGCUCCAGAGGCAGCAGCAAAUGUUCUUGUAAAGGAGGCAACUAAGCGGUGGAAGAAGGAGGAAGAAGUUAUAGAUGAUAUCACAUGUAUCAUUAUUUUCCUGGAUGUGAAACCUUAA